AUGCCGUCUCGCGGCAUUGGGGGCGUGCGGAUGCUUGCGCUUGUGCGCGGCGCUUUCCGCGCAGCGCACGCACCCACGAUGCUGCGUCCGAGCACGGCGAGCCUGGCGCAUGCUAUUACAAACGCACGAUUUGGCGCGGGUCCUAUGCGCACUUUUGCCACCCCCCCAAACGACCCCGACGAAAAAAAGGACAAGGCGCUUCGCGAGUCGAUCGAGCGCGGCCUCAAGGAGGCCAAAGAAGGGAAACGAACAAGUGAGGAGGAUGUGCCCGAGGAGCUGAAGCAGUUCUUUGGGAACAAGAAGCCAGAGCACCGCGCAUCUGAGAAGCGCGACGGGGAAAAUGACACGCGCCAGGAGCCGCCGAAAAAGUCUCCGAACAACAAUCAGAACAAUGAGCUGCGCUUGAAUAUGAAUAUGGUGAUUGCUAUUGUCUUUACCACCUAUAUUUUGUACCGCGUCACCGCUCCGGAGCAAACGACACGCGAGAUUACCUGGCAGGAUUUCCGCACGAAUUUCCUUGACAAGGGACUUGUCGAGCGUUUGGUCGUCGUGAAUCGCUCGCGCGUUACUGUUUAUUUGCACAACAAUGCUACCGGUGGCCAAAACAAUGGCGUCCUGGGCUCGCCACAGUUUUGGUUCAGCCUUGGCUCUGUCGAUGCAUUUGAGCGCAACUUGGACGAGGCGCAGCGCGAGCUCAGCAUCCCAUCCAACGAGCGUAUUCCUGUUUCUUACCAUGAUUCGAUCAGUAUGGCGUCAACCUUGCUGCACUUUGCGCCUACCUUAAUUCUUGCAGGACUCCUCUUUUACCUCACGCGCCGCGCUGCGGGCGGAGGCGUCGGCGGGGGCGGAGGCGGCCCGGGUGGCAUCUUUGGCAUCGGCAAGAGCCGUGCCAAGCUGUACAAUCAAGAGACGGAUGUCAAGGUCAAGUUUAACGACGUGGCUGGCAUGGAUGAGGCAAAGGAAGAGAUCAUGGAGUUUGUUAGCUUCCUCAAGAGCCCCGAGCGCUACGAGCGUCUCGGCGCCAAGAUUCCGCGUGGCGCUAUUCUCAGUGGGCCACCUGGCACCGGAAAAACGCUUGUGGCGAAGGCCACGGCGGGCGAAGCUGGCGUGCCGUUUUUGAGCGUCUCUGGCUCCGAGUUUGUGGAGAUGUUUGUGGGCGUCGGUCCCUCGCGUGUGCGCGAUAUGUUUGCAAACGCGAAAAAGCACGCGCCGUGCAUCAUUUUUGUCGACGAAAUUGAUGCGAUCGGCAAGUCGCGCGGCAAGGGCGGCAACUUUGGCGGCAACGACGAGCGCGAAAGCACACUCAAUGAGCUCCUUGUCCAGAUGGAUGGUUUCGGCACGAAUGAGCACGUUGUCGUGCUUGCCGGCACGAACCGUCCGGAUGUGCUCGAUCCUGCCCUGAUGCGCCCUGGCCGCUUUGACCGCCACAUUGCCAUCGACCGCCCCGACAUUAGCGGGCGCAAAGACAUCUUUUUGGUGCACCUCAAGCCUUUGAAACUUGCCGCGAGCGUCCAUGUCGACCUGCUCGCAGAUAAGCUCAGCACCCUCACGCCGGGCUUUUCGGGCGCCGACAUUGGCAACGUGUGCAACGAGGCAGCAUUGAUUGCUGCACGCGAUGAGGCGACUGCGAUCGAGGAGCACCACUUUGAGCUCGCCAUCGAGCGCGUGAUUGCUGGCCUCGAGCGCAAGAGCCGCGUGCUUUCCCCGGAAGAAAAGACGACGGUGGCGUACCACGAGGCGGGCCACGCCGUCUGUGGCUGGUUCUUGGAGUAUGCGGACCCACUGCUCAAGGUCUCCAUCAUUCCGCGCGGUGUCGGCGCGCUUGGAUAUGCACAGUACCUCCCCAAAGAGCGCUACUUGUUCAGCACCGAGCAGCUCCUCGACCGCAUGUGCAUGACCCUUGGCGGCCGCGUAUCCGAGGAGAUUUUCUUUGAACGCAUAACUACCGGAGCGCAGGACGACUUGUCUAAAAUCACGCGCAUGGCAUUCGAGAUCUGUGCGUCGUACGGCAUGAAUGACAAGCUCGGCCCUGUAUCCUACCGCACGGACCAAGAAUCGAUGCACAAGCCAUACUCGGAGCGCACCGGAGAGAUGCUCGACGAGCAGGUACGCAAGCUGGUCGUUACCGCACACACACGCACCACCGAGCUCCUCUCGAAGCACAAAGAGGACGUCGAAAAGGUGGCCAAGCUCUUGCUCGAGCGCGAAGUCAUCACGCGCGAAGAUAUGACGAAACUGCUGGGCAAGCGCCCAUUCAAGUCUGCAGACGAGGCGGACGAGUACUUGGACAGAAAGGGCCGGCUCGCACGCAAGGGCGAGUCGAGCGCGCCGCCGCCACCAGAGGAAAUCAACCCCGAGCCCAAGGUGGCUUCCGCGCCGCCCCACGUCCCAUAG
This is a messenger RNA of Malassezia vespertilionis, 2394 nucleotides long. RefSeq names its product Mitochondrial inner membrane m-AAA protease component (gene YTA12). Gene Ontology annotation, cellular component: m-AAA complex; membrane. The transcript has a single exon. NCBI's taxonomy places the organism in Eukaryota, Fungi, Basidiomycota, Malasseziomycetes, Malasseziales, Malasseziaceae. Gene Ontology annotation, molecular function: ATP-dependent peptidase activity; zinc ion binding; ATP hydrolysis activity. The record is from RefSeq and is a predicted model, not a curated record. Bases 1 to 2394 code for a protein of 797 amino acids. Gene Ontology annotation, biological process: mitochondrial protein processing; regulation of apoptotic process; protein-containing complex assembly.